Molecule: messenger RNA, 501 nt
Organism: Necator americanus (New World hookworm)
Lineage: Eukaryota; Metazoa; Nematoda; Chromadorea; Rhabditida; Ancylostomatidae
Exons: 1
Coding region: 1-501 (166 amino acids)
Molecular function (GO): nucleic acid binding
Source: RefSeq, a predicted model, not a curated record
AUGCCGGAUCCUUUCGUGAAAGAUGAAAUCCAUGAGAACAAGUUUAUGCUGAGCGUCUUGUGGGGAGUUCAUAGAAUCUACUGUUUCGAACUGCUGCCGAACAACACGACAGUUACUGCCGAGGUCUACUGCGCUCAACUGCGAAGACUGGCCGAUAAGAUCCACAAGGAGCACCCGAAGCUCGACAGCUUUCGCCUGCUACACGAUAACCCGCGCCAUCACAUCGCGAAGAAGUCUUCCCAGAAAAUUCUGGAGCUCGGAUGGGAAGUUCUUGCGCACCCACCGUACAGCCCGGACCUGGCCCCGAGCGACCACCACCUCUUCCGAUCGCUUCAGCAUCACCUGGAAGAGAAGCGCUACGAUGAUUCUGACCACCUCGAAAACGACCUUCGGGAUUUCCUCGCCUCCAAGUCGCCGGAGUUCUACGCCAAAGGAAGCUGUGAUCUUGUGAGAUGUUGGCAGAAGGUUGUCGAUGUUGAUGGAGAUUAUUUCGUCGAAUAA